CCUAGACUCUUGUCCUGGCUCUGCCACUAACUGGCCGUGUGGCCUUGGGCAAGCACCUUGUCUUUUCAGUGUUUUAGUUUCCCUUUGAAUAAAAUGGGUAAGUGCCUUCUGACUGGCAGGCUCUUGUCCAGUUCUCCCCUCCUAUCCUCCAGCAGGCUCUCCGUGGAGGCCCGGACCCUUCUCCUCCCCAUGGGCAGCUGCCAGGCAGGGCACAACCUGCAUCUCUGUCUGGCCCACCACCCACCUCUGGUCUGUGCCACUUUGAUCCUGCUGCUUCUUGGCCUGUCAGGCCUGGGCCUUGGUGGCUUCCUCCUCACCCACAGCACUGGCUUGCGCAGCCCUGACAUCCCUCAGGACUGGGUCUCUUUUUUGAGAUCUUUUGGCCAGCUGACCCUGUGUCCCGUGAAUGGGACAGUCACAGGGAAGUGGCAUGGGCCUCAGGUCGUGGGCUUACUGACCACCUUGAACUUCGGAGAUGGUCCAGACAGGAACAAGACACAGACAUUCCAAACUAUGGUCCAGGGUAGUCACAUGGGAUUGAAAGGAUCUUCUGCAGAAGAGCGGGUCCUCAUUACUGCCAGAGUGACCACAGAAAGGACCCCAGGAACGUGCCUGUAUUUUAGUGCUGCUUCAGAAAUCCUGCCCUCCAGCCAGCCACCCCUCUCCUGCUCAGAGGAGGGAACAGGAAAUGCCACCUUGAGUCUUAGGACGACUGAGGAGUGUGUCAGCGUCUGGAGCCACGAAGGCCUUGUGCUCACCAAGCUGCUCACCUCGGAGGAGCUGGCUCUGUGUGGCUCCAGACUGCUUGUUUUGGGCUCCUUCCUGCUUCUCUUCUGUGGCCUUCUCUGCUGUCUCACUGCUGUGUGCUUCCACCCACGCCGGGAGUCCCACUGGUCUAGAACCCGGCUCUGAGGGCGCUGGCCUAGUUCCCAUCUUGUUCUCAGGAGAUAGCCACAGGAGAAGCAGAAACAGCCCAAGCCCAGGGAAAGGCUCUGGCCAGAGAAACUGGACGCUCAAGAUCCACAUUGCUAAUUUUGCUCAGGGCUAGGCUCCACCUACUUGGGAUAGGAGAUAGUGGAACCCUCAUAGCUUUUCUUAGAUCUGAGUGGACUGGGAAAUGAAGGCUUUCUGGCUCCUAGCAGAUCCUGGGGAUCUGAAGGGGCCCACCCAGUUGGGAUGAGUGCUUGUACCCAUCUGUAGUCACCACUUCCUCUGCUCCUUCCUCACU
Lontra canadensis (Northern American river otter) is the source of this 1228-nucleotide messenger RNA. RefSeq names its product transmembrane protein 219 (gene TMEM219). Lineage: Eukaryota; Metazoa; Chordata; Mammalia; Carnivora; Mustelidae. Bases 94 to 912 code for a protein of 272 amino acids. The transcript is spliced from 5 exons. The record is from RefSeq and is a predicted model, not a curated record.